This is a messenger RNA of Brassica napus (rape), 342 nucleotides long. RefSeq names its product small polypeptide DEVIL 9. Lineage: Eukaryota; Viridiplantae; Streptophyta; Magnoliopsida; Brassicales; Brassicaceae. The coding region runs from base 1 to 342 and encodes 113 amino acids. Gene Ontology annotation, biological process: negative regulation of cell population proliferation. The transcript has 2 exons. The record is from RefSeq and is a predicted model, not a curated record.
AUGGUUAAAACAAAAGCGUGGGUAGGACCUACACGUAGCAGACGCGUUCAACUUCACCCUUUUGUACUAUUCUCUAUUUAUACAUUAUACUCGCCCAUUUCCAUUUUCAUUUGCAAUCUCAAUUCUUGCUUUUUCACAUCAACUAAAACAAAAUUUUAUAGAUAUUGCUCCCUUGAAACUUGUCUGUAUAUGUCCAAUCCUUCUUCGAGUAAACCGAACCGGAAAACCAGCUUCGGAGAUCGGUGCCUGCUGAUGGCUAAGCAACAACGAACUCGCCUCUACAUCCUCCGACGCUGUGUUUCCAUGCUCCUUUGCUGGCAUGACCACUCUAUUUCCGACUAG